This is a messenger RNA of Trichomonas vaginalis G3, 729 nucleotides long. Its product is annotated as organellar and viral DNA polymerase type B. The record is from RefSeq and is a predicted model, not a curated record. The coding region runs from base 1 to 729 and encodes 242 amino acids. The transcript has a single exon. Lineage: Eukaryota; Parabasalia; Trichomonadida; Trichomonadidae.
AUGCAGGAUAUUAUUGACCAUUUACCCAAAUUGCCUGAAAUCCAACAACAAAAGCUUACUAUUCCAGAAUUCGAUGAAAUAGAAGUCAAAGCAACUGACUCAGUAGAAAUAAAGAAGUUCAUACGAAAGGUUAACUAUGAGUUUCUUGGAUUUCAUUGCAACCACAAAGUCAUGGACAAAGAUUGCGAUAUGGUAUAUAAGAACAUCUCUGACAUAUACAAAUCUGGGGAGUUUAAGACCUACGACAACUUUGUUUCGUUAGUUGCUGAAUGUGUAUGGCAGAUAAGAGAUAAAGAUAGAAGAGGUAAGAUAUGGAAUGAACAGAUAAAACCCGCAACUUUUGAGUUAAAGAGAGCAAUUGACGCCUUAGUCAUACUAGCAGGUAAGGUUUCAGAAUAUAACGCAAAAAUGAACCCGCAAUGUUCAAAAUGUAAAGCAGCAAUGAGGAAAUAUAACUACUCCGUCAAAGAGAUAGAACGUAUGCGAAACGACUAUGCUGACUUAAAGAAAGAAGUAGAGAAACCAGCAGAAGAUAAAAUGGACAUGUUGACAUUUCUGAACAAAAACUAUCCAACAGCUGACGAUUUCCUUCUAUCUGACGUCAAGAAGAAAUAUAAAGAAACUUUCGGCAUUGUGAAAACAUUCGAUGUACUGACAGAAGAAAUAGAAGCUACAAAACUGUUUAGAAUUUCACGAAUUCACAAUGUUUACCAUGUAAAACGCUUAUAA